AUCGACCACUCGCACUAUCCUCGCGAUGGAGAACCCUCAUGCAGAGCGUCAGGCCGUGUUGCUCGAGCGGAUUCUUAAGAAUGCAUCCGUUUGCACAGAAAUGAUCGUCGAGCUUAACCAUUGUGUGGAGGAGAUUCUCAGAGCCAACUCUUCUGUCAAGAUUGCUGCCGAUUUGGCGAGCAAGUAUCGCAAGAAUGUCCAGUAUAAUCUCGAGGCAACUAGACAGGACUCUUCUUGAUAGUCUCUUCCACUAAGGAUGUCGCAUUCAUUCGUCUUCUCCAGAGCGGCCCAGGUCGAAAAGAUAACAGGUUGCGCCAGAUUACCUUACCUAUGUUUCCAUCACACUGGCAGCCACAAACAAGACAAGACACACCCGUCGUCUUGAUGGUAGACGUCUCUAGAAGAACAUAGUACUAUAUUGCGCGUAUAGUCUGCCGUUGUGUAGAUCAGAAAUCCAUGUAUCUCACUGCUUUGCGCGGAUGACCAUUCCAACCCGAGUAGACUGACACAGUCAGCCAGCUAAUACUAAUUGAUAUUUCAGCUCCUCUAAACUUGACAUAUCGGGAUAGUCUAGUAGCUAAUCGUUAAGGAACCAAGGAGUCACCGGAUCUGGCAUGCCUAGAACUUGCUUGCGAUAAUCCUCGCGGGACAUACGGACAAGCCGAUGAGGCAAAGGCGUGAUGUCGUGUUAGCACGAACUAUUUGCUUCCUUUGGUCAAAUUAGGGACUUACACUGGAAAAAUUCCUGGUUGCGGAUACUCCAAGUUGGUGUGCUUGAAGAUGUAGAACCGCACGAAGUAUCCAGACCUGCGGAUAGCCAAAAGGCCAGCCUAUGUUGCCACCAUACCAAUCUCAUUCUUCUACACUACAGUAACAUGUCUUAUCUUGCCACACGGCGUUCAAUCAUAUAACCUGUAAUAUCACGCAGUUACCUAUGAAGGAAACUUCACAUGGUUUUGCUGUACAGGCUCUUACCUUCUUCGCGUGAAAGGUUCGGUCAAGCUAAACAUAUUUAAGGCGUACUCUGCAUUGGACAAUCGACACCCACUUCAUCAAACAAUCAACACCAUAUUUUUUACAUC
Serpula lacrymans var. lacrymans S7.9 is the source of this 1082-nucleotide messenger RNA. RefSeq lists its product as uncharacterized. Bases 26 to 238 code for a protein of 70 amino acids. The transcript is spliced from 5 exons. The record is from RefSeq and is a predicted model, not a curated record. Gene Ontology annotation, biological process: attachment of spindle microtubules to kinetochore. Gene Ontology annotation, cellular component: DASH complex; mitotic spindle. Lineage: Eukaryota; Fungi; Basidiomycota; Agaricomycetes; Boletales; Serpulaceae.